Messenger RNA from Nymphalis io (European peacock), 1573 nucleotides. RefSeq lists its product as uncharacterized. The record is from RefSeq and is a predicted model, not a curated record. Gene Ontology annotation, biological process: sensory perception of smell. The transcript is spliced from 13 exons. The coding region runs from base 77 to 1573 and encodes 498 amino acids. Lineage: Eukaryota; Metazoa; Arthropoda; Insecta; Lepidoptera; Nymphalidae. Gene Ontology annotation, molecular function: odorant binding.
UCAGCUUAGUCAGAACAAGUAAAGAUUGAGCAAGGAGACGGUACAGUCGCAUUCUUAUAAAUAUAUUAUUUUAAUAAUGACGUCAUUAUCCUUUGUGUUUCUCAUCAUUGGUGUUGCCAUUAAUUUGGGAAAUGUUCGAGCAUUGUCUGACGAUGAAAAGACUAAUAUCCACGCAGGUUUACUCCCAUUCAUAGCAGAAUGUAGCAAGGAAUAUGGUGUAACAGAGGAUCAGAUCAAAGAAGCCAAAGAAUCUGGCCAGAUUGGUGCCAUCAAUCCUUGUCUCAUGGGAUGUAUAUUUAAAAAAGUUAAUGUGAUAAGCGAAAAAGGAUUAUUUGAUCCCGAAAAAGCUGAAGAAAUUACCAAGAAGUUCUUGACUAAUGAGGAUGAUCAAAAGAAAGCUUUGGAUAUCAUCAAAACAUGCACCUCCGUAAACGAACAAGAAGUUAGCGACGGGGAGGCCGGCUGUGAUAGAGCUAAGCUUUUGUACGAAUGCUUCAUCCCAUUCAAAGGAGUGCGUCAAAAACGAUCCAUAAAAAUGUUUGUAACAUUCAUUAAGUUAAUUUUUUAUACAACAGUUUUAUUAAACUUACGUGCAAUGGCAGUUAAUAUGGAAGAGUUGAAACAGCAGUACUUAGAAACUAUUAUGAAUUGUGCCAAGGACAUUACUCUUUCUGGAGAUGAUAUAGAACAGCUUAAGAACAAACAAAUGCCUGAUAAUGAGAACGCCAAAUGCCUUUUCGCUUGCGCCUAUAAGACAUCAGGAAUGAUGGACGAUCAAGGGAAUCUGUCAAUUGAGGGCGUAAACAAAAUUGCGGAAAUGUAUUUAGCUAAUGAUCCAGAUCGACUUGAACAAGCAAAGAAAUUUACAGAUGCAUGCAAAAACGUUAAUGACGUUAGCGUGUCUGAUGGAAAUAAAGGUUGUGAACGAGCUGCUUUAAUAUUUAAAUGCAGUAUUGAAAAAGGUCCUCAGGCAAUGACUGACAAAGAGCUUAAAGAAAAAUUCACAACUAUAUUAAUGUCCUGCAUUAAAGAUCAUCCUGUUGAUAUGUCAGAAGCGCUUAAACUGCAACACCUUAUAGUUCCUACUAAUCGGGAAGUCAAGUGUCUUCUGGCGUGUGGAUACAAGAAAUUAGGAUCUAUGAAUAGCGACGGUAUGUACGAUAUCGAAAAAGGCUACAAACUUGCUGAAAUGGUAAAAAGCGGAAAGGCAGAUGAUAAUAAAAGAUUUGAAAAUGCGAAAAAAUUGGUUGAUAUAUGCAGCAAAGUCAACGACGAAACUGUUAGUGACGGCAAAGAGGGAUGUGAUCGAGCUGCUCUUAUUUUCAAAUGUUCGAUAGAUAAUGCUGUUGCGGUUUUCGCUGAAAUAGAUUUUGAUCAAAGGCCCGAAAGAAAGAAAACACGCGUGUUUCAAGAAGUACCAGAUACCUGGGUACCUGGUACUACUCCAGGUACUCGGAGCGACCGAUCAACGCCUGACGUCACAUCACCCAACGUCGCUCGCUCGCCCAUACAAUUUCGCCUAAAUUUUCGCCAACAAAAACGAAUAGAUGUCGUGAUGAGCAUUUUAAUAUGA